UUAACAUCUCGAUGUUCGAUCUGUCCUAAAAACUGUGGAAGUUAAUGGUUGAAAUGGAAUUGAUAUACAACUUUGAAAUUUUUGUAUGUGUGAUAAAAACCAUUAUUUGUAGACUGACACUACAUCAAACAGAAUGUUGAUUGUAAACGUACAGUCCAGACCGUUUCAAUGACCCGAUUUUGAGUACUGAAAUAAGGAAACAGACGUGACGGAAGUGCGAUAUUUUCCGGAAAUCGAACAGUGAGGCAGGCGCUUAGGACGGCAAGACAAAGCGUUAGUUUAUGAGUAUGAUGGUGAGACUUGGGUUUAAAAUCUUCAAGUGAAUAGCAUCUCGGAAAAGUAUAGGACGCGAGAUUUUUUAGGAAAGGACUGGCUAUCAAAAAUGCCGUGACAUACUGUAUUGAUUACGCCUUCUCGUUACCGCAAACAAAACUGAUGAAGAUAACGCAAAAGUAAUAGUAGUGCACAUGAGACCUGACAGAUUGAAUAGUAUGAAAAUUUGCCCCGGAUGAAUUUUAUCGUCUGGUUUUGAAGAACAGUGUUUGUGUUGAAAUGCGUUCAUUUGCCUCAAUGUUAGUUGACACAUCAAGUGAAAGCUAAUAUUAUUUAUUCUUUGAGAGGUGCAGUGAUUUUUUUAUGGGGUUAUGCUUCUCUUGCAGAAAGUCGAGACUAGAAAGUUUAAAAUCCGAACAGUUUUCCGCUUCUGCAACUCCACUCCAUGUUUGCGUGGAAGAGCAAAAGGGACCAGAAAUUGGUUCAUCUUCUAAAGAGAUCUGUCAGUACACAAAAAUGGCUAACACAAUCUCCAACAUAAAAAUGACUAAUCCUGUAAGGAUCCUUGUGAGUAAAAGGAGAAAACGAUAUACGCAGGAUGGAUUUAAUUUGGAUUUGACAUACAUUAAGAGCAAUCUCAUAGCAAUGGGGUUUCCAGCUCAGAAACUUGAAGGUGUGUACCGCAACCACAUUGAUGACGUUGUGAAAUUUCUGGAGUCCAAACACAAAGACCACUACAAGAUCUACAAUCUGUGUUCUGAACGAUCAUAUGAUGUGAGCAAAUUCCAACAGAGAGUGUCUGUUUACCCUUUUGAUGAUCACAACCCUCCCAAAAUGGAACUGAUUGGUCCAUUCUGUGCUGAUGUUCAUGAGUGGCUAUCUCAGGAUCCCAGAAAUGUUGCCGCUGUCCACUGCAAAGCUGGAAAGGGCCGAACAGGUGUUAUGGUUUGCUGCUAUCUGUUGCACAGCAAGCUGUACUCGACAGCAAAUGAAGCACUCAGUUACUAUGCUGGAAUGAGGACGCAUGAUAAAAAGGGUGUUACAAUACCUAGCCAACGCCGGUACGUUGGAUAUUAUGCAACAUUAGUACAAGAAGAAUUAAAGUAUCAUCCUGUUGUGCUCCUCCUUAAGGAGCUUCGUAUAGAACCCUUGCCAAACCUAAAUGGAGGACAAUGUAGUCUCCAGGUAGUGAUCUCAGAUUCAAACAAAUUGAUAUUUACGUCACCUGUAUAUGAAGUCAAGAAAGGUAGUCCAUCUUUCUGCAUACCUUUAGACCAGAGUGUUCGGCUGGAAGGGGACAUAAAAGUGCAGUUUUUUAACAAACCAAAAAUGAAACGAAAGGAGAAGAUGUUUCAUUUUUGGUUCAAUACCUUUUUUGUUCGUGAGGAGAUUCAAGUACCUGAUACCCCUGCCAAUGGGAAUGAGGAUGGGGAUGUAAUCCCACCUCCUGAUAGGUCUAGUAGAGCAAUGAGUUGUGAUGGACAGUCUCACGUAUCGCAACUUCCACUCAGGCAUUCGAGAACAGUGUCACUUGUUUCUUUGGAGCCUGACAUGAAAAUGUUGGUGUUGAGGCUGAACAAAUGGGCAAUCGAUGAGGCUCAUAAAGAUAAACAAAACAAGUUGUACAGUCCAGAUUUUGAGGUGACACUUUACAUGCGCCGUGUACCAAGUGACCUGUCAGCCAGUAAACUUUGGCAGCAUACAGACAUGCAGCAACGAACGCAUUUCCAGGACACCCCUAGUGAGUCCUCUGAGGCUGAAUCCAGUGACUCAGAUUCAGCAGAAGAUGAAGACUGGGAAUCUGCAGGUGGCGCAUCUAAUAUCACAUGCUCAUAAGAGUUUGGAGGAACUUGCACAUGCUGAUGGACGAUGGCAGAAAUAUCUUCAAGCCAUAGUGGAUCAGCAGUAGGAGCUGCAUCACGUCUUCAUGAUUCUUUUACAAACAGUUUUUGCUGAGCAGUGGUUUUCUUUGUCUGAAAAUUAAAACAUGGUGUACCUUUAGCAAUAUCCCAAGUUAUGUAAUUUAUGUGUUGCAAUAUGAUAUGUUCUUAUUUAUUAUAUAUGUGUGAAAAUGCAUUAUCGGCAUAGUAUAUGUAGUCUUGUGUGUGCUCCCAUUUUUGUUUUCAUUUCUCCAUUUAGCAUGUUUCUGCUGUUGGCACAGAUACAUUCAAUUGGGUUAGAUUCAUUACUUUUGAAUGUAAAAUUUGUGCUAUUUGUAGUUGACUGCAUGUGAUAAAGGUUCCUGAAAAUGUGUUGCAAUAACAAUCACACAGAACAUAUAUACAUGGUACAAUAACUAAAUACAUUGUAAUCCUUUUUAUAUAUUCAUCACAUACAUAUUGGAAGAAGCAUUUAACAGUAAUAGUAAUUUCAUUGAAAUGUGUAUAUUUUGUUGUUAUGCAUAAAUGUUUUGUAAAUAUACAAACAUGGUUGAUGUUAGCAAUUCCAGUUUAGUUAUAGAAAUCAGUGUUUUGUUUUUGUUUGGUAAGAUGCUAGGUGAAGUAUGUUCCUCGUUUCCCAAGAAGCACUAGAAUGCUAGAAAAUUAUAAUUAUCUUACAGGUAUUGAAAUAUUUUUGAUUGUUAUGUCAGUGGAGUUGGAAAAGAAAUAUAUUAUUUUUUUAAGAUGGAACUAAUGAAAAUCUCCACUUGGUCAAAAAAUAUAAUUGUGGUCACAAAACAUUUGCAUAGUACUUUUUUUUUUAAAAAAAAGGAGCUUGUUUCAUAUACAGUGAGGCUUCCAUUAUUUUUUUAAUUCCAAAUAUUUAUUUAUUUAUAGUAUACAACUUCUCUCACUUGUUUUUCACAGUCAUAAUUUCUUUAAACUUUCAAAGUUGACGUGAACAAAAUAUGAACGUUAAAGAUACUUAAUUUGAAACAAGAGGUUGAUAUCUGUAAAAAAAGUUAAGGCAGAUAUAUUUUCACUUAUUUCUAUAAAUAGUUGAGAACGGACAUUUUCAUAGAGAAUUUCCAAUAUGAUUGUUAAGACUCUGAUCAAAAAUUUUUGCCUAUAGUUUUCUGGUUUGAUCCUUCACUCUGUCUCUCAUCUUUUGGUUGGUGUAAUAGAAUUAUGAUUCGUAAAAGCCGAGGAAUUUAUGAACAUGAAAACUUUAUUUAAUUUUUCCAUAUGUUUGAUUUAAACACACAAGUUCCUUUUCUAAAUAUAAUUUUUAGCUAAUUUAUCAGCAGAACAACUCAGAUUUUACUACCAGAUUAUACAGUAAGGUUAUAUUGAUCAUAUUUAUUAUUUGAUACAGCUUCUGGAUAUGUUUGUUGUAAUUUUGUUUCUUUCUCAUUUACUCACUCUCAAGCCUUUUUGUAUCUGAUAUGUGCCUGUUAUUUGACAUAAACAAAGUUAUUUUUGUCAUACGUGCUCAAGAGUAUGUCCCAGGAACAACAUGCACAAGUUUUUCAGAUUUUAUACUACUGUUAUCCACCGCAUGUUACUUGCUGCAGUUUUUUUAAUUUUCAUAUUCAUUACUUGUGUUUUUUUUUCCUUCCAUUUCAUGUAGGACUGUAGUGUUAUUAUAUAAGAAAUUACUAAAUAUGCCAUCACAGCAUCCAUUACAUGUAGCAAUUCCACUUCACUUGAAACUACAGUAUUGUUAUACUUAAAUUUUCUUUUCCUCGCCAUUUGUGCUAGACACAUUACAUUUAGGCUGAGUACAUUUGUUGUGUGACUGAGGUAGAUGUUACAGAACAAGAAAUGAAAGAAAGAAAGGCAGUUCCUCAUUAAAUUGUGUUUUGUUUCAGUUACAUGAGUGACUGUUGAAUAAUUUCUAUAUUCUGCAAACCAUAAAGUCACAGUCACACUGCCAUUCAUCUGCAGGGAAUGGAAGAACUUUCUUCUUGACAGAUACAGAAGCUUGCACUUGUGCACAACAAAAUUUCUGUAAAUGUCUUUGUCAAACUGACCAUUCCAAAUUUUGUCUAGGGCAUAUUAAACUCUGAGGAUGUAUCACAAUGUAUUUGGAUUGGGAGAUACAGAACUUUUGUUUUCUGUUGUUGAUGAAAACUGUGUUUCUACAGUCUGAUACUUACUUGUGUAGCAUUUUCAGAGCUAAUAUUCUACAAGGCUUGUGUAUUGUGUCUAGGUUUAUAUGUUCAACAAUAGAUUAACUAAAAGCUCUACAUGUCUGUGAGAAAUUAAAUUUGUGGGGGCAUAGGUUUCCUAGUGAGAGGUGUCAUCUUUGAAGAUGGAGUACAAGACUCAUUUAAAGACUGUAACAAGCCAUUGUAUCCAAGCAGUUUUCUGGGAUAUGAAAAUUGCAAUAACAUCUUGUUGUUUUCUGUACACUUUUUUCCUCUCUCUCUCUCUCUCUCUCUCUCUCUCUCUCUCUCUCUCUCUCUCUCUCUCUCUCUCUCUUUUUCACUUGCAUAUCGAGGAAGUUCACAUUCAGUUGUCUCGAACUGUGGCUAUGGUACCUGGUACUUACAGUGGUUGAGCGAAGGAUAAGGUGACUGUAUAGUUUGCUUCUUUGUCACUGUUUGAUUCCUCUUUGUGGCUGGCUACUCGUGAAAAGAGUGGCAGUUGAAGAAUCAGACUCGGUUAACAUUGCUUUUAUGUUGAUAAAAUAUUUAAAUGAAUGCAAUAACAAAAAGACAUAAUGGAACAUCCAACUUAAAUUGUUGUGGAAACCUCAUCUAACCUCAGUGUGCCAGGAAAGAAGAGAGCGGCCUGUUGAUUUUGGUACCAUAGUGGUAAAACCUAUGUUUUUCCAUGCCAGGUUACUCAUUCUUAUUGACAGUUACAGUUAGAUUUCCUUCAUUCUUUAUAUCCCAACUCCUCUUACACUUUCUUACUAUCAGAAGUUAAAGUAUAGUUGAUUUGGAAAACUGUGUUGUAUUAUGCCCUACAACUAUUUUGAUUUACCCUACCCUUAAACAUAAAAUUUGAGAAGUCCUGUCAUAUGCGAAAUAAUAUCCAUUGUUCACAUUAAUUUUAUAUUUUAAUUUCCAACAGAAUGUAUAUAAAUUAAAGUAGGAAUAUCUGUUGGGGGGGAAAUAUGACACUGAAACUGGAAAUAAUGUGAAAGAUUCCUGUGCCAAAAUGGAACCCCCUUGUCCCUCCCAGCUAUCAGCUAUAAAUAAAAUUCAUUGUGUCUUUUGUGAUGGAAAGUUGACUGCUACUUGCCUCAUUGUGUAGAUGUGAAUUUAUUUGAUGCUGAAUUACAUUGCCAUAGAACUAUAUAUAAGUUUUUUGUGUGAUUGAUUUAAAAGAUUAAGAAAUGUAUGAUGGAACAACUGCUAGUUCAGUGCUCUGAUCAUAUUUCCAAGAACAGAACUGCUUCUUUGUUGCAAACAGUACUUUGCUGUACUUAUGAAUGAUGUUUGCAGUAAUUUCAAAGUGCAGAAGUUUAAGGAAUGCCCUUCUUACUUUCAUAACAACUCAGUUGUUCUAGUUGUUCCACAGUUGUUUGUAGUAUUCUAUUAUGAAAGAAAUUAUUAACGUCCUCUUCACGGAACAGUUCCUUAAUGGGUUCUGCUAUAUUGCUUUUUUGAGUGAGUUUCUAAUUAUUGUUAACUAAAUUACACAAACGUAAUCAACAUUAAAGGCAAUGAAUAUAUUUCACUCAGACUUGCUAUGUCAAAUUGUUAUUCCAUGUCAUCAUAGAAAAUCGAAUCUCAAUCACUGAUAUACUUUCAUAGUAAUUUACUCAAAAAUAUAUAUUUACGUAUUGACUCUUCAUUGUGUGCAAAAUUUAAAAGAUGCAUUACUUUGACAAAAUGAUGUAAAUGUACUUUAACAGGACUGAUUAUAUCUUUUUUGUGUUGUGUUUGUUUAUGACUGCAGUAUAGUAUUGUAUUGCUGUGCUUUGUGUCAAUGAAGAGAAGAAGUGUGCCUUGAUUGUAAUGUAGUGUUCAACCUAGAAAGUACAAAGCUGUUAACUUGAUCUCAAUGCUAGGAAAUAGAGUAGAUGUUAAUGCUAAUUACAAUAGAUAACUUCUUGAUGUAUGUACUGUUUUGUGAUGUUGCCAUUAUGCAACUGUUGAGGUGCAAACUUGCCUGCAAAUUUUUUUUUUACUCUGAGAAAUGAUUGAUUGUACUUGAGUCUUAAAUAGUUCUGACUUUAGUUACUAAUUUUUCUCCUAUAAAUUGUUUCACUUGUGCCAAAAUUUUACUAUUCAUUUUUAAUACUGCUAUUAAAGAUUUGUGAAUAUGACAGUUUCUACUGUAUGUUUGUCAGUGUUUGUCCUUUGCUUCAAUUUUUUUUAUUUACUGUUUUUUAACUAUCUAUUAGAUUGUUGUACUUAAACCCUUGUCAGAAUGCAAGGCAUAUUUGAUUACCAUACUCACUGAAAUAUUCGUUGUAUCAGUGAUGUGCCAUUCCAUGUUGUUGAUCAGCUUAUUUAAAAAGUUAUUAACUUGCAACAUUUGGUGACUGAAAAAUUGUGAAUAGAAAUUUAUUUCAGUAUUUGCCUUGUCUGCCUUAAAAUCAGAAAACAGUGAUAAAAUAAAAGAGUUACAAAAAAUUA
Schistocerca americana (American grasshopper) is the source of this 6748-nucleotide messenger RNA. RefSeq names its product phosphatidylinositol 3,4,5-trisphosphate 3-phosphatase and dual-specificity protein phosphatase PTEN (gene Pten). Gene Ontology annotation, molecular function: phosphatidylinositol-3,4,5-trisphosphate 3-phosphatase activity; protein tyrosine phosphatase activity. The transcript has 10 exons. The coding region runs from base 637 to 2109 and encodes 490 amino acids. Gene Ontology annotation, biological process: protein dephosphorylation; cell motility; regulation of phosphatidylinositol 3-kinase/protein kinase B signal transduction. The record is from RefSeq and is a predicted model, not a curated record. Lineage: Eukaryota; Metazoa; Arthropoda; Insecta; Orthoptera; Acrididae. Gene Ontology annotation, cellular component: nucleus; cell projection; cytosol.